Messenger RNA from Camellia sinensis, 2544 nucleotides. RefSeq names its product Pentatricopeptide repeat (PPR) superfamily protein. Gene Ontology annotation, biological process: RNA modification. Gene Ontology annotation, molecular function: protein binding; RNA binding. Lineage: Eukaryota; Viridiplantae; Streptophyta; Magnoliopsida; Ericales; Theaceae. The record is from RefSeq and is a predicted model, not a curated record.
UAAAACUAAGCUGAGGUAAAUGAAUGCAGCAACCGGUGCAAGCAUUAACCAAUUCAAAACCAAUUUUCUCGACCCAUUGAUCUCAUCACUCUCAACCCAAAAAUGGCGAACCUCUUUGAAUCUCGAUUUUCUCAAGCAAACUCACUCCAUCGUAAUCACCAAUGGCCUCUCUCACCGCAACCCCUUUUUACUCCACAACCUCCUCCAUUCUCUCCCCUCCAUCUCCCUCUCCUCCGCCGCCGAUCUUUCCUACAUUUUCACCCUCUUCCGCCGCACGGACUCGCCCACCACCUCCCUCUGCAACUCCAUGAUCAAAGCCUUCUCCACCAGCUCAGUACCUCGAAUGUCAAUUUCUUGCUUUGCUAUAAUGCGCAAAGAAGGUGUUCCUCCUAACAAGCACACUUUCCCUUUACUCCUCAAGGCCUUGUCGAGGUUUCAAAUCGGAAAAAACGAGAACCCAUUUCAGAUUUAUGGUCAGAUUGUGAAAUUCGGAUUGGGUUUUGAUGGGUUUGUGGGUAACUCGUUGGUUUCUGCUUUUGCAAAUUGUGGGUAUGUUGGAGUUGCACGCAAGAUGUUUGAUGGAAUGCUGGUGAAAGAUUUGAUUGCUUGGACUGCGAUGAUUGAUGGGUACGUUAAAAAUAGUUGUUCAGUGGAAGCAAUGGAGUGUUUCUUGGAGAUGAAAUCAAUGGGUGUUAGGGUUGAUGAGGUGACUGUUGUGAGCGUUCUCCGAAUGGCUGGAAUGAUGAGAAUUGUUUGGUUUGGGAGGUGGGUUCAUGGAUUCUAUGUUGAAUCCGGGAGAGUCCGUUGGGAUGUUCAUGUAGGUAGUGCUCUUAUAGAUAUGUAUUCGAAAUGUGGCUUCUACAAUGAUGCUCGUCAAGUGUUCGAUGAAAUGUCUCAUCGGAAUCUUGUUUGUUGGAGUGUGUUAAUUGCCGGCUACGUGCAGUGUAAUAGAUUUAGAGAUGCAUUGCUUGUUUUUCAAGAAAUGCUUUGUGAAAAAGUCGAGCCCAAUGAACUUACUUUAACAAGCAUUCUCACCGCUUGUGCUCAACUGGGGGCAUUGGAUCAGGGAAAGUGGGUUCAUAGAUACAUAAAUAGAAAUGGAUUAAAAGUGAAUUCAACGCUUGGUACGGCUCUGAUAGAUAUGUACGCAAAGUGUGGGUGUAUUAGCGAUUCUUUCUUGGUUUUCAAAAAGAUACCCAUCAAAGAUGUAUACCCGUGGACUGCCAUGAUAAAUGGGUUUGCAAUGCACGGGGAUGCUGUGAAUGCCUUGAGUCUGUUCUAUCAGAUGUCAAAUUAUGGAAUUAGACCCAAUGAGGUUACCUUUCUUGCUGUUCUUAGUGCUUGUUCUCAUGGAGGUCUUGUGGACGAGGGGCGCGAGUUAUUUGGGUCAAUGAAUUGUGUAUAUAAUUUAAAGCCUAAAGUAGAUCAUUAUGGUUGUAUGGUUGACCUUCUAGGUAGGGCUGGGCAUUUGGAGGAAGCGAUGAAGUUGACUUAUGACAUGCCAAUGGAGCCUACUCCUGGUGUAUGGGGUGCUUUAUUCAGUGCUUGCAUGAUUCACAAGGGUUAUGGAUUGGGUGCUCAGAUUGGCGAACAUCUUAUUGAGCUACAACCUCAUCAUAGUGGUAGAUACGCACUUUUGGCGAAUUUAUAUUCUAUGUGUCAAAAUUGGGAAGCAGUAGCCCGUGUAAGGAAACUCAUGAAACAGCAGGGCGUGGAAAAGAUACCCGGAUGGAGCUGGAUUGAGUUAAAUGGUUUAAUUCAAGAGUUUAUUUCCUUUGAUAAAUCACAUAAUGAGUCAAAGGACGUAUAUUCAAUCUUGGAUAGUAUUUCGAUCCAGUUAGAGGUUGUGGGUUGUGUUCGAGACACUACUAACCUAUGGAUGUUUGAUGUCGACUGAAGUUGGGGCAACUUCUCCGUACCGAUCCUGAAAUCUUUCAUUGCCAAGAGAAGUGAAUUUUUGGGCUUAGUCGAUCAGUUUAUGAGGCUUCACUGUCUUUCAUGCUUUUGACUUGGUUAAUUGCUCAAGCACCAUCUACAUACAGCAGAAUGUGCUUGUUAGAUUGGAGGGCGAAAAGCAAGGAGUGUGUUUUGCUGAUCAUCCCUUGCUUGAGAGCAAUUAUGGGUGGUUUGAUACAAGAAAACCUUCAGGUUGACAAUUUAACAAGAUAGAAGUGAGCCGAUUGUUUUCUUCCAUUUCAACUGGUACUGUUGAGUCCCUUAACAUAAUGUGUAAACUCAUAGGUGGGAAGAUAUGAAAUAUGUAACAGAGAACUUCACUUCGACAUUUUCUUGAACACCAGAUCAAAAAAUAAAAAAAUAAAAAUAUUAGAAGUAGAAUGUGUUGUUGAACAGGGUGGAGAUAGGGAAUGAUAUAGAGGUAGGAGAGAGAGAGAGAGAGAGAGAGAGAGAGAGAGAUUGGUGCUAGCUUUUGUUGACAAUAUUUGUUGAAAAGUAUAAUGGUGAGUUGAGAGACAAAUUGAAUCCUGAUGAACAAGCCUUUUGAGAUAUGUAAAGUGAAGAAGUUGAUGUAUAAUCUCACUUAAA